Zingiber officinale is the source of this 1663-nucleotide messenger RNA. RefSeq names its product 3-ketoacyl-CoA synthase 6-like. Bases 36 to 1529 code for a protein of 497 amino acids. The record is from RefSeq and is a predicted model, not a curated record. Gene Ontology annotation, cellular component: membrane. Lineage: Eukaryota; Viridiplantae; Streptophyta; Magnoliopsida; Zingiberales; Zingiberaceae. The transcript has a single exon. Gene Ontology annotation, molecular function: acyltransferase activity, transferring groups other than amino-acyl groups. Gene Ontology annotation, biological process: fatty acid biosynthetic process.
AUUUGGAUCAAAAUCUGUGAUCGGAGAUCGAGAUCAUGUCGAGCAGAGCGCCAUUGCCGCAGUUCUCGAGCUCGGUGAAGCUCAAGUAUGUGAAACUCGGGUAUCAGUACUUGGUGAACAACUUGCUCACGUUUCUGCUGGUGCCGGUGAUGUUCGCCGUGACUCUGGAGGUCGUCCGGCGGGAACCGGAGGAGUUGCUGGCCCUGUGGCAGGCGCUGCACUUCGAUCUCAUCCAGAUUCUGUGCUCGCUCUUCGUGAUCGUGUUCGCCGGCACCGUCUACUUCAUGUCGCGGCCGCGGCCGGUGUACUUGGUGGACUAUGCCUGUUUCAAGCCGCCGGCGUCGUGCCGCGUGCCGUUCUCGACCUUCAUGGAGCACACGCGGCUGAUCAACUCCGACGAGAAGAGCGUGCAGUUCCAGAUGCGGAUCCUGGAGCGGUCGGGGCUCGGCGAGGAGACCUGCCUGCCGCCGGCCAACCACUACAUCCCUCCGAGACCCACCAUGGAGGCUUCCCGGGCCGAGGCGCAGCUCGUCAUCUUCUCCGCCAUCGACGACCUGCUACGGAAAACAGGGCUGAAGCCCAAGGACAUCGACAUACUCGUCGUCAACUGUAGCCUCUUCUCGCCGACGCCGUCUCUGUCGGCGAUGAUCAUCAACAAGUACAAGCUCCGUAGCAACGUGCGCAGCUUCAACCUCUCCGGCAUGGGCUGCAGCGCUGGGCUGAUCUCCGUCGACCUGGCGCGCGACCUGCUGCAGGCGCACGCCAGCUCCAAUGCGCUGGUGAUCUCCACCGAGAUCAUCACCCCCAAUUUCUACUCCGGCCACCAGCGCUCGAUGCUGCUGCCCAACUGUCUCUUCCGGAUGGGCGCGGCGGCGAUCCUGCUGUCGAACCGCCGGCGGGACGCCCGGCGAGCCAAGUACCGUCUGGUCCACGUGGUGCGCACGCACAAGGGAGCCGACGACAGGGCAUACCGGUGCGUGUACGAGGAAGAGGACGGCGAGGGCCACUCGGGGAUCUCGCUGUCGAAGGACCUGAUGGCGAUCGCCGGCGACGCGCUGAAGGCGAACAUCACCACCAUCGGCCCGCUGGUGCUGCCGAUGUCGGAGCAGGUCCUCUUCUUCUUGACGCUGGUGGGGAGGAAGGUCUUGAACACCAAGUGGAAGCCGUACAUCCCGGACUUCAAGCAGGCGUUCGAGCACUUCUGCAUCCACGCCGGCGGGCGGGCGGUGAUCGACGAGCUGCAGAAGAACCUGGAGCUGUCGGAGGAGCACGUGGAGGCGUCGCGAAUGACGCUGCACCGGUUCGGGAACACGUCGAGCAGCUCGCUCUGGUACGAGCUCAACUACAUCGAGUCGAAGGGGAGGAUGCGGCGGGGAGAUCGCGUGUGGCAGAUCGGCUUCGGCAGCGGCUUCAAGUGCAACAGCGCCGUGUGGAAGUGCCUGCGGACGGUGAAUCCGCCGGUGGACGGGCCGUGGGCCGACUGCAUCCACCGCUACCCCGUCAACAUCCCGGAGAUCGUCAAGCUCUGAUCACAAUUCGAUCGUAGCCUUCGCCGCCGCCUCCAUUGCUUGUUUUUUCAGAUAUGAAUCGUGCAUGUGGUUAUAUUAAUAGUUACAAAUCAAGUUGCAAAUGAAUACAAAUCAGAGUAAUAUCUCAUGAAUAA